This is a messenger RNA of Amaranthus tricolor (Joseph's coat), 3669 nucleotides long. RefSeq names its product transcription factor bHLH120-like. Gene Ontology annotation, cellular component: RNA polymerase II transcription regulator complex. The transcript is spliced from 4 exons. Gene Ontology annotation, molecular function: RNA polymerase II transcription regulatory region sequence-specific DNA binding; DNA-binding transcription factor activity, RNA polymerase II-specific; protein dimerization activity. NCBI's taxonomy places the organism in Eukaryota, Viridiplantae, Streptophyta, Magnoliopsida, Caryophyllales, Amaranthaceae. The record is from RefSeq and is a predicted model, not a curated record. Bases 350 to 1180 code for a protein of 276 amino acids. Gene Ontology annotation, biological process: regulation of transcription by RNA polymerase II.
AGACUAUACAAUAUACAUAAUACUCUCACUCUUCUUCCUCCUUUCUUCUUUCUCUUACUCCUUUUCUCCAUUAUUAUGCUGCGCAUGCUACCCUUUUAAACCAAAUUACAUCAUUUCUUAAUUUUAAUUAAAUGUACUACACAAAAUUAAUUAUUUUUUUUUUGCUUGUAAAGAGAGAUUUGCUAGGAAUCUUCACUUAAUUAUUGAAGAUCUCACUAUUUAAACAAAAUUAUUAAGAUCUCCCAAAUCCCCUUAACCCUAACCACCAUAUCUUCAUCACCUUUUCCUAGUCCAUUGAACCAAUUUUUCUCAUUCUAUAAUAACUUUUUAUCCCCUUUUUUCCAUAAUUAUGUUUCCAUUUCAAAGUGGUGAGUUGUCUUUCCAAGUUUCCAAUAAUUUGGAGAAUAAUACAAAUACAAAUACUAAUCUUCUUCAUCAAUCUUAUAAUGAGCAUGCACAUAUUCCUCUUAUUUCAAAUUUCAAAAGCCCUAAAAUACGAAAACAACAAUCUAACAAGAUCUCACAUGAAAAUGCUGAUCGUAAUAAUAAAGGAAAUGGUGAAGAUGGUAUUUGUGGAAAUGAUGUUAUUUCUAAGAAGAUUAUUCAUAGAGAAGUUGAACGCCAAAGAAGACAAGAAAUGUCCUCUCUUCACUCUUCCCUCCGCUCCCUCCUUCCUAUGGAGUAUAUUAGGGGAAAACGAUCGAUAUGUGAUCAUGUAACAGAGGCAACAAGGUACAUUAAGGAUUUGGAGAAGAAUGUGAAGGAGUUAGGAGAAAAAAGGGACAAGCUUAAAAAGUCAUUUUCUACAUCAGAAAAUCAAGUUAUAACCAAUAAUUUUAGAGAUUAUAAUGUUGGGUGUUCAUCUUCUUCAAGUACAACUACAUCUAUCUCAAGAAGUAGUAGUUGUACUAUGAGUGAUUAUAAUGUGAGUGUUCAUAAAUUCACAAGAACACUUCAAAUAGAGAUUACAGCUGGAGUUGCAGAUGAAGAUCCUUAUCCUCUCUCAAAAACACUCAAUUUGUUAGCUCAAGAAGGUCUUGAUGUUGUUAGUUGUGUUUCUUCUAUGGUCAAUCAAAGGUGGAUAUAUGUGAUUUAUUGUGAGGUUGAUGAAACAAAAAUUGUGGAUUCAAUUCAAUUGCAAGAAAAAUUAAUGAGUGUUAUUACUUCAUGUGAUUCAUAGAACAUAGGGUUUGGCCCUUGUAAUGGCAGGACAAUCCUAAAAGAAGAAUCAAUCUACAAUAAUGGAAUGCAUGACAUAAAGAUACAACUAGAAUUUCUACACGUAAUGGAAUAUUAUUGUUAGAGUAAGCACCAAAUCGCCCUUAAGUGGAGGGUCUUCGAGGUGCCGUGAUGAGGGUGCAACGAAGAACAAGGGUUGGUGUUGCAAGGCAGAAGCACUUACAAGGUCAGAGAGCCCGGAUAAAGGCUGCUCGAUUGGUAGAGCGGGGCUACCUCGGUCAAGCGGUGCAGCUGAAGUUGAACAGAAUGGUCAGUAGCUUCUGGUUUGGCGCUCGACUAAUACUAACGCGUAUUCUAUUUUGUUGCGGGAUUUCCUUGGGCUUCAAGGGAUUGCUGCUAGGGCUUCGAAUAUGUGCUAGGCUAUAUAUGAGAGGCUUAGAACAUCACUACAAGUAAUGUGAGGGAUCCUAAUACACUAGAGAAAGUUAGGGUUAGAAACCAUAAGAGUUUUUCUCUUCAUUGUGUUAGUUUAUGGGUGAUAUUCAUUGUUGAAUGGAAUCACUAUCUUGAGAGCUUGUUCUCAAGUGUGUUUGAUUAGUCAUUAAUGUAUUGUUGAAUAGAUUAAUGAAAGUAAUCAUCUUUUGAGGGGGAGGUAUCAUGAGAUACCUCAUAAGCACAUUGAUGUUGCUUGUUUGAUUGUCUCUUGUUUAUUCUCUGUUUUUCACUCAUCUUCUACUCAUAGUUCUACCAUUGUUGGGUUCGAGUCAUUCUCUUUCAAUUGGUAUCAGAGCUUGGUGUGUUUCCUUGGGGUAUUGAGUGAGGAAAGGUUUGGAGAUAGGCAGAAGAAAGAUGGUAGAAGUUGAGAAGUGAUCAGAUGGUUUAUUGAAACUUUGGGAGAGAGAAAAACAGUAGGUAUUCAAGAGAUGAAGAGUUUGUUAAUGAAGUUCUCAAGAGAAAAGGAGAGCUUAUUAACAAUGCUGGUAGAGCGAAGGCUAAUGAUAGAGUACGUCUUUGUUAUUAUGAGUUGAAAAACUAGAGGGAGCUACUAGGUGUAGUAGCAUCGUUUAGGAAGUACCAUCCAUGGGGUCGGUAUGAAGGUUGAUGAUACUCUAUCUAUGGAAGAUAUAAAGGUCAUUGAGAGAAAUCCAUCAAAGGAGAGGAAAAUCGAAAUGAAGAAGACAAGGGUUGAGUAUGGUGAUAGAGUGUACUUCCAUCGCCACAAGAGAGGCCAUAUUCAAUACACUUGCAACAAGUUGAAGAAGGACCUUAGAAGCUUGAAGCUUUUGAGGGAGAUGAAGAAGCCAACAAUGGAGGUUGGUGAUCAAGAGAAGCACAAAGGGAAUAAGAGGGAAGUUCCAUUUGAGAAAUUGAGAGAGGCAACAACUUUGGUGAAAGCUCCCAAUUAUUGAUGAGGGUCUUGUGAAGAAGACCAAUAGUAAUGUUGAGGAUGGUCAUGUAUUGUUGGCCAAGUGUGAUGAUGAUGGUGAUUGGGUGUUUGACUCCGUACACCCAUAUCAUAUUUGUAGAGAUAAGGGGUUGUUUAUAAGGGUGAUAGCUUGUGAGCAUGACAAAGUAACCUUGCCUAGUGGUGAGGAAGUUGUGAUUGAGGCCAUUGGUGAGGUGCAUUUGAGAAUGCACAAUGACAUUAUGAGGAAGCUUAGGGGUGUGAGAUACAUUCCUAAGAUGAUAAGGAAUCUAAUCUCAUUGAGAAGAUUAGAGAAGAUUAGGUACACCAUGAAGACUCAAAGUGAUGGCGUCUUGAAGGUGGCAAAAGGGUGCUUGGUGCACUUGAAAGGUGUGAUGGGCAACAAUGGCCAUGUGUUGCUAAAGAGUGAAAACUUACACCAUAUUGAGAGAGGUGCAAGACUCAAGUCACCAAGGAGUGAUGAUGGUUGCCAUAAUGAUAGGUGGUGCACAAAGAAGGUUGAUGAUGGGUUUGGUCUUGAGUUGGAGCUAAGACCCAAAUCAUAUGUUGAUGUGUUGAUUGGGACACGAAGAGUGGUGUCACAUGUUGAUGGAGGGAGAUUUGGGAGUGGAUGGUCUUCGAGGUGCCGUGAUGAGGAUGCAGCGAAGAACAAGGGUUGGUGUUGCAAAGGUCUGGUCUAGCGGUGAUGAGCUCGGAUGAAGGCCGCUCGACUGGUCUAGCGGUUCAGCUGAAGUUGAAUAGAAAGGUCUGUAGCUUCUGGUUUGGCGCUCUACAGGUCGAGCGAGCAUCAGGCCGCAAAACUGGCGCGUAUUCUGUUUUGUUGCAGGAUUUCCUUAGGCUUCACGGGAUUGGUGCUAGGGCUUCUAAUAUGUGCUAAGUUAUAUUUAAGAGGCUUAGAACAUUACUACAAGUAAUGUGAGGGAUGCUAAUACACACUGUUGUUGCUUGUUUGAUUUUCUCUUGUUUAUUCUCUGUUUUUCACUCAUCUUGUACUUAUAGUUCUACCAUUGUUGGGUCCGAGUCAUUCUCUUUCAAUUAUGAAGAAGCAAGUUGUGAAUAAUUGA